AUGGAAAGCAGUGUUCCCAAUGGUAAAGAAGUUGACUGUGAAGAGUUGGCGAUUGACAUUCCACUAGCCCUCGAACCUGCUCAGUGGCCUGAGUGUUGUAUCUACAGGAUUCCUAAGAAACUUCGCGAGUUAAACAAAGAUGCUUACAUUCCUAAACUAGUUUCAAUAGGCCCAUUUCAUCACCGACGAGAAGAAAUGAGGAAUAUGGAAAUACAAAAAUUGAGAUAUUUGAGGGAAUUCUGUUAUCGGACUAGGAAAAAGCAUGAGGGACUUGCAAGCAUCAUUCAAGAUAACGAAGUAAAAAUUCGCCAUUGCUAUUCAGAGACCUUUGAACUCAGCAGUAAAGAGUUUGUAAACAUGAUUCUAUUGGAUGGUAUCUUUAUACUUGAGCUCUUCCUAAGGACACGUGAAAAAGAAAAUGAUUACAUAUCAAGUCAGCCAUGGCUGAGAGCUGGUAUAAUUCAUGACCUGAUAUUACUUGAGAAUCAACUUCCCUUUUUUGUUCUUCAGAAAUUAUAUAUAUUUGCCUUCAAUGAUUCUUCCAAUUGCAACCAUCGCGAAGAGGAUGCCCCGUUGGUCAAGCUUUCCCGCAAUUUCUUUACUUACUAUGAUCGGCAGCGAGAGUCCAUCAUUGGUGAGGAAGUAAACCAUUUCACAGAUUUGCUAAGACAUUUUUUAUGUCCACCAAACCUUCACCCUUCAGAACAUUUGGAUAAUCUGUAUUUUGCCACAAAGCUUGACGAGGCUGGAUUGAAAUUCAAACCAGUUGAAAAGAGACACUUACUUGAUAUAAAAUUCCCUGAGAAUAAGUGCUUGAAAUAUUGCCCCUGCUUCAAUUUGUCCUGGGUUUUGGCUUGCUUACCAUGCUUGAAAUGCUUUCCGUACUUGGAACGCAUGCAACGUGUCCUGGAAGUGCCACCCUUUGAGGUAGACGACGAUACAGAAGCUCUUAUGCGAAACCUCAUUGCAUUGGAGCAAUGUCAUUAUCCAUCUAAUGCUUAUAUUUGCAAUUAUGUUUUGCUAUUGGAUUAUCUUAUCGACACUAAAAAAGAUGUGGCUUUGCUUGUUGACAAAAAGGUCAUUGUCAACAAGCUUGGCAGCAACGCAACAGUGGCGAAUCUAAUUAACAAACUCGGCCAACACAUUGUGGAAGGCAAAUCCUGUUACUAUGAUCUCGGUCGGGAGCUUAACGACCACUAUGAUUACCCUUUGAACCAUAUCGUGGCAUCCCUGACAAGUACGUAUUUCCAUGAUUUUUGGAGAGGCACUGCAACUGUUAUUGGAAUAAUUGUCCUUGGUUUCACUUUCUGGAGUUUCCUUCGGCCUUUUGUCAUGAAGGAUUGA
Molecule: messenger RNA, 1344 nt
Organism: Alnus glutinosa
Lineage: Eukaryota; Viridiplantae; Streptophyta; Magnoliopsida; Fagales; Betulaceae
Product: UPF0481 protein At3g47200-like
Exons: 1
Coding region: 1-1344 (447 amino acids)
Source: RefSeq, a predicted model, not a curated record